Messenger RNA from Pseudozyma flocculosa PF-1, 1752 nucleotides. RefSeq lists its product as uncharacterized. Lineage: Eukaryota; Fungi; Basidiomycota; Ustilaginomycetes; Ustilaginales; Ustilaginaceae. The transcript is spliced from 2 exons. Gene Ontology annotation, molecular function: ubiquitin protein ligase activity. The coding region runs from base 1 to 1752 and encodes 583 amino acids. The record is from RefSeq and is a predicted model, not a curated record.
AUGUCCGACCCCACACCCGCCGACCGACCAGCUGGCGGCGGCGGCGGCGGCGGCGGCGGCGGACCGUCUCUGGUCUUCUGCCAUCAGUGCGGCAUCGAGGUGCGCCCUCUGAUGGCUCCCGACCCGACCUGCCCGCGCUGCAACGGCCAGUUUGUCGAGGUCAUCGAAGAAGGCUCCGGCGGACACCCGCGCGACCUCCACUCCUUCUUUGGCGACGAGCUCAACGACGAAGACGACGACGAGGCAGCAUACAUGGCCCACACCGCUGGCGCCGGAGGGCCGUUCGGGAGGAUGCCCGAUGGCGGCUUCGGCGUGCCGUUCGGUGGCGGCGCUGGCGGAGCGCGGCCCGACCUCGGUGGCCUGAUACAGGGCCUGCUCGGUGCCGUGGCUGCCAACAGAGCGACGGGCCGACAGCAGCAGCAGCCGUCAAGCCCAGGUGCAGCCAGGGACCAAGGCCGCGGCAGCAACCCCGGACCGGACGACGAUGGGUCGGGCCGCGACCGCGGGUCGUUCCAGCAGAGACAGGGCACCUCGCAGUUUGGCCCGCUCAACAUCCAGUGGGGCUUCCAGUACGGCAGCGGAUCGUCGGCAGAUCGCCAUCGACAGGAAAACCGAGAAGGCGACAGAGAUGGCGGCCAGGCCGGACGCACGACGACGCAGGGCGUCCCGCCGCUGUCCGACUUCCUCCGCACCGCUUUCGGGCCUCGGGACCUCGACCCGCAGCCCGCCGCUGGCCGAGAGGACAACGAUACGCACUUCCACGACGACGGCAUGGGCGGUGCUGGCUCCGCUUCCGACGGCCGCCGCUUCAAUCACGACAACCAGGGUGGCCUGGACGAUGGCGGACCGAGGCGCGACGACCUGCCGCCGGAGCUGGCCGGGCUGCGCAACCUCUUCACUGGCCUGUUUGGCGGCAACCUCGAUGGUGGCGGCCUGGUCUUUGACUUCCUCGGCGGAGGUGGCGGUGGCGGUGGCGCUCGAGGCCAGUGGGGAGACUACGUGCUGGGCCAGCAGGGGUUGGACGACAUCAUCUCGCAGCUCAUGGAGCAGACGCAGGGCUCAAAUGCGCCGCCGCCCGCCGGCGACGAGGAGAUCCAGAAGCUGCGACGGUUCAAGCUGAGCGAUGCGGACAGAGUCGCCAAAGCCAAGAACCGAGACUGCCCCACGUGCAAGGAGGACUUCCUCCCGGAGGAGCAGCCCGCAGCAGCGCAGCAGAGGGACGAGAGCGAUGACCCGCCCGAGCAGGCCGUGGAGGACGAGGAAAAGCAGCAGGAGGACCUUGCCAUGAUGCCUUGCGGGCACCUCUUCCACGAAGACUGCCUCGUGCCCUGGCUCAAGAUGCACGGCACCUGCCCCGUCUGCCGCAUCUCGAUUGUCAAGCAGGAUGGUGCGCAGCACCAGCAACAGCAGCGCGGUGGCCAGCAGUCGACCAGCGCUGCCGCCUCAACGGCAACGACGGACACGGCAGCGGGCCAAGGAUCCGUGUCGAACGGUCGGGACGACGAGCCGGCGAUCCCUGGCGGGUUCCCCUCGACGAAUCCGUUCCUGCGCCGUAUGGACCCGCAGCCGGAGCAGCACAGCGGCCGAGCGACGGACCAAGACGAAGAGACGCCAGAGCAGCGAAGAGAGAGGAUGCGGGCGGCUGCCGAGGCGAGGCAGCGCGCCCCUGCAGAGGGCGAGCAGGAAGCGACGUCGUCGUCGUCAUCUUCGUCGCGGCCACUGUCGUUCCUCCAGCCGGAUGAGCUCGACUGA